AUGUCAUCUUGGAACGAGAGUUGUAUUGAUUGUUGUUCGUGGGAAGGAGUCAGGUGUGAUGGUCUGACGGGUCACGUGAUUGGGCUUGACCUCAGUUGUAGCCAGCUCUACGGCAGUAUCCAUCCUAACAGUAGCCUCUUCCAACUCUCUCACCUCCAAAACCUCAAUCUCGCCUUCAAUCACUUCAAUUACUCCCACAUUCCAUCAGCAUUUGGUCAAUUUGCCAGUUUGACACAUCUCAACCUAUCUUAUUCCAGUUUUUCAGGCUCAAUCCCGUCAGAAAUUCGCCACCUGUCCAACCUAGUUUCACUCGAUCUCUCCUGUAGUGAACCACUAAGACUUGAACCGCACAAUUUCAGAAUGAUGCUCAAAAACCAAACCCAAUUGCAAGAACUUGUCCUUUCUUCUGUAAACAUAUCUUCAGUUGUACCAAUGUCUUUGACGAAUAUGUCUUCUUUGACAUAUCUCGAUCUUACUUUCACCGGGUUGCAUGGGAAAUUACUGGAUAGCAUUUUUCACCUUCCAAACUUGCAAAUUCUCUUUUUAGGAGGCAACCAUGAUCUCACUGGUAAUUUACCCAAAGUAAAUUGGAGUAGUAGUAGUUCCCUCAAGACGUUGUAUCUCGGGUCUUCGGGUUUUUCUGGAGAAUUGCCUGAUUCAAUUGGCUAUCUCAAGUCUUUGAAUUACUUGGAUCUCAGCGAUUGCAAAUUCUCCGGGUCCAUUCCUGAAUCACUCGGGAACCUUACACAGAUCACUCAUCUAUACUUGCGGGGAAAUAGUUUCAAUGGUCAGAUCCCAUUUACUCUCUCAAAUCUCAAUCAACUCAUUAACUUUAAUCUUUUUGGAAAUAAUCUUGACGGAAAAAUUCCUAAUUUUAUCGGUAAGCUGAUAAAGCUAGAGGUUUUAGCACUUGGAGAUAACAAUUUCAACGGUCCAUUUCCAUGUGGGGUAGCCAACCUGACAAAACUUGGUAUUUUAGAUAUAUCAAGUAGUGCAGUGAUGGGUCCCAUUCCCUCCAUCAUGAGUGGGCUACACAACCUACAAGCACUUGACUUGCACAAUAACUCACUGAAUGGGACACUACCAUCUUGGUUGUUGAAUCUUCCAUCAUUGACAGAAUUAAACCUGGGUAGUAAUCGACUAACUGGCCAAAUUCCUGAGUUCCAGCAUAAAUCAAAAUUGAUGUACAUUGACUUGAGUCAUAAUGAACUACAUGGCCCCAUUCCACAAUCAAUUUCAAAUCUUGUGAAUUUGACCAAACUUGUUCUUUCCUCAAAUAAUUUUAGUGGUGUUGUGGAGCUAGAAACAUUCUUAAAUCUAAAAAAUCUUGAUAGUCUUGAUCUGUCAUACAAUAUUCUGUCAGUGAGCACCAUCAACAAUAUCAACAAUACCUUGCCUAAUCUUAGGUUCUUCCGUAUGACUUCUUGCAAGAUAAAGGAAUUCCCUGAUUUCUUUAAAGCCUUAGAGAAUGUCGAACAACUAGACAUUUCCAACAAUGAAAUUCGUGGGAAGAUUCCAAGAUAG
Molecule: messenger RNA, 1524 nt
Organism: Camellia sinensis
Lineage: Eukaryota; Viridiplantae; Streptophyta; Magnoliopsida; Ericales; Theaceae
Source: RefSeq, a predicted model, not a curated record